Apaloderma vittatum (bar-tailed trogon) is the source of this 5846-nucleotide messenger RNA. It is a transcript of the gene RYR3, whose product is annotated as ryanodine receptor 3. NCBI's taxonomy places the organism in Eukaryota, Metazoa, Chordata, Aves, Trogoniformes, Trogonidae. Gene Ontology annotation, cellular component: smooth endoplasmic reticulum; sarcoplasmic reticulum membrane; sarcolemma. The record is from RefSeq and is a predicted model, not a curated record. Gene Ontology annotation, biological process: transmembrane transport; intracellular calcium ion homeostasis; calcium ion transport. The annotation marks the transcript as partial. Gene Ontology annotation, molecular function: calcium ion binding; ryanodine-sensitive calcium-release channel activity. The transcript is spliced from 43 exons.
GUAGUGAUUCUGCCACAAUGGUGAACUGCCUUCACAUCUUAGCUCAGUCUCUUGACACACGAACUGUUAUGAAAUCAGGAUCUGAGCUUGUUAAAGCUGGAUUGCGUGCCUUUUUUGAAAAUGCAGCUGAAGACCUGGAAAAAACUUCAGAAAAUCUUAAACUUGGAAAAUUUACUCAUUCACGAACACAAAUGAAGGGUGUUUCACAGAAUAUCAAUUAUACUACCGUAGCAUUGUUACCGAUCUUGACAUCAAUUUUUGAACAUAUUGCACAAUAUCAGUUUGGAAUUGAUUUACUUUUGGGCGAUGUACAAGUUUCAUGUUACAGAAUUCUUUGUAGCCUCUAUUCUCUUGGGACUGGGAAGAACAUCUAUGUUGAAAGGCAGCGUCCUGCACUUGGUGAAUGCUUAGCCUCUCUUGCAGCAGCCAUUCCAGUAGCAUUCCUUGAACCUUCUCUCAACAAUUACAACCCAUUGUCUGUCUUCAACACAAAAAGCGCAAGAGAAAGAGCGAUUUUAGGUAUGCCUGAUACUGUAGAAGAGAUGUGUCCAGAGAUCCCUCAGUUGGAUGGACUAAUAAAGGAAAUCAAUGAUUUAGCAGAGUCUGGAGCAAGAUACACUGAAAUGCCUCAUGUAAUUGAGGUUAUCUUACCCAUGCUAUGCAACUAUUUAUCCUACUGGUGGGAAAGAGGGUCUGAGAGUGUUCCUCAAAGUGCUGGGCCUUGCUGUACAAUGAUAACGUCUGAGCACCUGAGCAUCGUUCUUGGAAACAUUUUGAAAAUCAUUAACAACAAUCUGGGAAUAGAUGAAGCAUCUUGGAUGAAAAGAAUUGCAGUUUAUGCUCAGCCCAUCAUCAGCAAAGCUAGACCUGAUCUACUCAAAUCUCACUUUAUUCCAACGCUUGAGAAAUUGAAGAAGAAAGCUAUAAAGAUUGUGAUGGAAGAGGAGCAGCUGAGAGCAGAUAGUAAAAGUGACACCCAAGAAGCCGAGCUGCUCAUUCUAGAUGAGUUCGCUGUUCUUUGUAGAGAUCUUUAUGCCUUCUAUCCAAUGUUGAUACGUUACGUAGACAACAACAGACCCAAUUGGCUAAAGAAACCAGAUGCAGAUUCUGAUGAACUCUUUCGAAUGGUAGCUGAAGUUUUUAUCCUGUGGUGUAAAUCACAUAAUUUCAAAAGAGAAGAACAGAAUUUUGUGAUUCAGAAUGAAAUCAACAAUUUGGCAUUUUUAACAGGAGAUACAAAAAGCAAGAUGUCUAAAGCCAUGCAAGUAAAGUCUGGAGGACAAGAUCAAGAGAGAAAGAAAUCAAAACGUAGAGGGGAUUUGUACUCAAUACAAACAUCCUUGAUCGUGGCUGCACUUAAAAAGAUGCUUCCUAUUGGUUUGAAUAUGUGUACCCCUGGAGAUCAAGAGCUCAUCUCUCUGGCUAAGACUAGAUACAGCCAUAGAGACACAGAUGAUGAAGUCAAAGAACAUUUACGUAACAACUUACAUUUACAGGAAAAGUCUGAUGAUCCAGCUGUGAAAUGGCAGUUGAAUCUGUACAAAGACAUUUUGAAGAGUGACGAACCUACUGACCCUGAGAGAAAUGUGGAACGUGUGCAGAGGAUAUCAGCUGCUCUCUAUCAUCUGGAGCAGGUUGAACAACCUCUGAGAUCAAAGAAAGCUGUCUGGCACAAACUCCUGUCAAAGCAACGCAAAAGGGCUGUGGUUGCAUGUUUCAGAAUGGCACCAUUAUACAACCUGCCAAGGCACCGUUCUAUUAACCUCUUCCUCCAUGGCUAUCAGAACUAUUGGAUAGAAACAGAGGAAUAUUCCUUUGAGGAGAAACUAGUUCAGGAUUUGGCUACACCUCCAAAAAAAGAGGAAGAGGAAGAGGAAGAGACUGAGAAAAAUCAUCCUGAUCCACUUCAUCAGAUUAUCCUCUAUUUCAGUCACAGUGCUCUCACAGAGCGCAGCAAACUAGAAGAUGAUCCUUUAUACAUUGCCUAUUCCGCCAUGAUGGCAAAGAGCUGUCAGGAAGAAGAAGAGGAGGAAGAAGAAGAAAAAGAAAAGACAUUUGAGGAGAAAGAAAUGGAAAAACAGAGAACUCUCUAUCAGCAAGCUCGUUUACAUGAUCGUGGAGCUGCUGAGAUGGUCCUUCAGAUGAUUAGUGCAAGCAAAGGUCAUACAGGGCCCAUGGUUGUUGAAACACUAAAACUUGGUAUUGCUAUUCUGAAUGGUGGGAAUACCAUAGUUCAACAGAAAAUGCUGGACUACCUGAAGGAGAAAAAGGAUGCUGGAUUUUUUCAAAGUCUCUCUGGCUUGAUGCAGUCCUGCAGUGUUCUUGAUUUGAAUGCGUUUGAGAGACAAAAUAAAGCAGAAGGCCUAGGAAUGGUUACUGAAGAAGGAACUCUCAUCGUUCGUGAGCGUGGUGAAAAAGUGUUGCAGCAUGAUGAAUUUACUCGAGAUCUAUUUAGGUUUUUACAACUUCUCUGUGAAGGACAUAACAAUGAUUUUCAAAACUACUUACGUACUCAGAUGGGCAACACCACAACAGUGAAUAUUAUCAUUAGUACAGUUGACUAUCUCUUGCGUCUUCAGGAAUCAAUCAGUGACUUCUAUUGGUACUAUUCAGGAAAGGAUGUCAUUGACGAGUCAGGACAACGUAACUUCUCUAAAGCUUUGGCUGUCACCAAACAAAUAUUCAAUUCCCUUACAGAAUAUAUCCAGGGCCCUUGCAUAGGUAAUCAACAGAGCCUGGCGCAUAGCAGGCUGUGGGAUGCAGUUGUUGGCUUUCUUCAUGUCUUCGCCAAUAUGCAGAUGAAACUUUCACAGGACUCUGCUCAGAUUGAACUGCUUAAAGAACUGCUGGAUCUGCUAAAGGAUAUGGUAGUGAUGCUCUUGUCACUGCUUGAAGGUAACGUUGUAAAUGGAACUAUUGGAAAACAAAUGGUAGACACGCUUGUAGAAUCAUCUAGCAAUGUAGAAAUGAUUUUGAAGUUUUUUGACAUGUUCCUCAAGUUAAAAGAUCUGACUAACUCAGAUGCUUUCAAAGAGUAUGACCCAGAUGGUAAAGGCAUCAUUUCAAAGAAGGAAUUCCAGAAAUCAAUGGAGGCUCAAAAACAAUACAUACAGUCAGAGAUUGAAUUCCUGCUGUCCUGUGCAGAAGCUGAUGAAAAUGAUAUGUUUAACUAUGUUGAUUUUGUGGAAAGAUUCCAUGAACCAGCCAAAGACAUUGGAUUUAAUGUAGCAGUAUUGCUAACAAACCUUUCAGAGCACAUGCCUAAUGACUCGCGCCUUCAGACCUUACUUGAACCUGCAGAAAGUGUUCUUAAUUACUUUGAACCAUACCUUGGCCGCAUUGAAAUUAUGGGUGGAGCCAAGAAAAUAGAACGAGUUUACUUUGAAAUCAGUGAAUCCAGCAGAAUGCAGUGGGAGAAGCCACAGGUGAAGGAAUCCAAAAGACAGUUCAUAUUUGAUGUUGUAAAUGAAGGUGGAGAGCAAGAGAAAAUGGAACUUUUUGUGAAUUUCUGUGAAGACACAAUCUUUGAAAUGCAGUUAGCAUCCCAGAUAUCUGAAACGGAUUCAUCUGAGAGGCCUGAGGAAGAGGAAGAGGCAGAGCCUUGUUACGUAGUAGAUAUUGGAGAUGAUGAGGAAGAAGAAAAGUCCCUGGAAUCACCUUCAGCUUUUGCAAUGGCCUGUGUUGCAGUGAAGAAGAACAUUGCGAACUUUUUAAAAAUGGUCACUGUGAAGAACCUAAGGAAACAAUACAGGAAAGUUAGGAAGAUGACAGUAAAAGAGAUGGUGAAAGUGUUUUUUUGCUUUUUCUGGAUCCUAUUUGUGGGUAUGUUCCAACUGUUCUUUACUAUAGUGUGGGGAAUUUUCCAGAUUCUUUGGAGCACUGUAUUUGGAGGUGGCCUGGUUGAAGGAGCCAAAAAUAUUAAAGUUACUAAAAUAUUAGGGGACAUGCCUGACCCAACACAGUUUGGAAUCCAUGAUGAUGUCAUGGAAGCAGAAAAAGUUGAAGGCGCCGAGCAUGCUAUCAGAAGUGACCUUGUGCAGUUUGUGAAGGGUGAAAAGGGAGAAGCUGACAUCAUCGCGGACAUUUUUGGCAUUCAAACCAAGAAAGAAAGUGGCUCAAAACAUGGUCAUGAUGCUGGACUUGGAGAUAUUGCAGAAAUCCUUGGUACUGAUAUCCAGACACCUUUGGAAAACACUGUUCGUAAGAAGAAAGGAUUACAGAUAUCCGAAAUUGCAAAAGCUGAAACAGAAAGGAAAGCAGAAGCUGAGAAGGCUGACAUGGAAGAUGGUGAGAAACAAGAUAAAGCAAAGGAAGUACAAUCUGAGCAGCCAGAAGAGGGAAAAACAAAGAAAAAGAAGCGAAGGCAUGGGCAAAAAAUUGAGAAACCGGAGGCUGUUAUGGCAAACUUCUUCAAAGCUUUGGAAAUUUAUCAAACAAAGAUGCUUCACUACUUGGCAAGAAAUUUCUAUAAUUUAAGGUUUCUUGCUCUGUUUGUUGCGUUUGCCAUCAACUUUAUUCUUCUCUUUUACAAGGUGACAGAAGAGCCACUAGAUGAAGUAGAAGACGACUCUAAUCUCUGGAACUCUUUUGACGAAGAGGAAGAGGAUGAGGGCAUGGUGUUUUUUGUCUUAGAAGAAAGCACAGGUUACAUGGCACCUGCUCUCAGAGCCCUGGCAGUUGUUCAUACUGUCAUCUCCUUUGUCUGUGUGAUUGGAUACUACUGCUUAAAGGUCCCUCUGGUUGUAUUCAAGAGAGAGAAGGAAGUAGCUAGAAAGUUGGAAUUUGAUGGACUGUACAUAACUGAACAGCCCUCUGAAGAUGACAUUAAAGGACAGUGGGAUCGCCUGGUUAUCAAUACUCCGUCCUUUCCUAACAAUUACUGGGACAAAUUUGUAAAACGGAAGGUUAUUAACAAGUACGGAGACUUAUAUGGAGCAGAGCGCAUAGCAGAACUUCUGGGUUUGGACAAAAAUGCCCUUGAUUUUAGUCCAGUGGAGGAGAGUGAUCCAGAAGAGGCAUCUCUGGUAUCAUGGUUAAGCUCCAUUGAUACAAAGUACCACAUUUGGAAGCUCGGAGUUGUUUUCACUGAUAAUUCCUUUCUGUACCUGGCCUGGUACACCACCAUGUCCAUCCUCGGGCACUACAACAACUUCUUCUUUGCUGCUCAUCUGCUGGAUAUUGCUAUGGGCUUCAAGACACUGCGAACCAUUUUGUCUUCAGUCACUCACAAUGGCAAACAGCUCGUGCUUACUGUAGGACUCCUGGCUGUCGUAGUGUAUCUUUACACUGUUGUGGCGUUUAACUUCUUCCGCAAAUUUUACAACAAAAGUGAAGAUGAAGAUGAACCAGACAUGAAAUGUGAUGACAUGAUGACCUGUUACCUUUUUCACAUGUAUGUGGGUGUAAGAGCUGGCGGUGGCAUUGGAGAUGAGAUUGAAGAUCCUGCUGGAGACCCUUAUGAAAUGUAUCGAAUUGUCUUUGACAUUACAUUUUUCUUCUUUGUCAUUGUUAUCCUACUGGCCAUUAUUCAAGGUCUCAUUAUUGAUGCUUUUGGUGAAUUAAGAGACCAGCAAGAACAAGUGAGAGAAGAUAUGGAGACCAAAUGUUUCAUUUGUGGAAUUGGCAAUGACUAUUUUGACACAACCCCACAUGGCUUUGAAACACAUACUUUGCAAGAACACAACCUGGCAAACUAUCUGUUCUUUUUGAUGUAUCUCAUCAACAAGGAUGAAACUGAGCAUACUGGCCAGGAGUCAUUUGUGUGGAAAAUGUACCAAGAAAGAUGUUGGGACUUUUUCCCAGCAGGGGACUGCUUCCGGAAACAAUACGAGGAUCAACUUGGCUAG